UAUUCAGUUUCUUCUUCCUCUUGUUACAGAACAAUCCUCUGCUUCUUUCCAUCGUGUGCCCUAGCCGCGCCGUUCUACCCUCACCGUUCGGUGACGAAGUGCACUCACCACCCACCGUAACGAGAUUUUGAAGCAACGCUCUCAUUGGAAUCACAAACAUGUCCUCUUCUUUGCCCCAAACCGAAGAAGGACAAGCGGCAAUUCGAAAACUCACGAAUGGACCAACAGAGUGUGAAGAGUGCAAAUCGAACCCAUGGAAAUACACGUGUCCCGGUUGCUCCUUACACACGUGCAGUCUUCCGUGCGUGAAAUCACACAAAGACCGAACUGGGUGCAGCGGGAAGAGGAACCAGACUCUGUUUGUUCCUCUUUCGAAGUUCGACGAUAAUAUCCUUUUAUCAGAUUAUAGUUUGCUGGAGGAGGUGAAGAGAGUGGCUGAAUCUGCUCAGAGAAUGAGAUCUAAAUUAGGCAUUCAUUCAUAUUUCAAGUUACCUUAUUCACUUAAAAGCCUAAAGAAUGCUGCUGGGAGCAGGAAAACCCAACUGAUGUUUCUACCUCACGGAAUGUCGAAAAGACAGAAAAACCGGUCUAGAUAUGAUCAAAGGAAGAAGUUUAUAUCUUGGACAAUUGAAUGGCGUUUUCACUCAACAGAUAUUGUUUUACAUGACCAUGGAGUUGGUGAAAAUUCAAGCUUUUGCUCCAUUCUAGAGAAGCACCUCAAACCUGGUCCAUGGAAUAAUCAGCUAAGGCCAUUUUGUGAAGUCCAGCUGGAUUCUCUAAAGCUUUUCAUUCGUAAAAACCCAAAGGGUCCUAAAUCACCUUUCAAAGAGAUCGAUAUUAAACUGCCAAUCAGAAAGCAAUUAGCAGAUAUAGUCAUUUUGGAGUUUCCUGUUGUUUUUGUUCUCUUGCCGUCUCACAGAAUCAAUUUUGAAGUUAUUAUGGAUGUGAAUACAAGAAAGCAUAAAUCACCACAGAAAGACAGUGAAGAAAAUCAAAUCCCGCAAGGGUUAUCAUUUAGGGAGGAGGUAAUAGAAGAUGACAACAGCUCUGUAGAUCCUCAGGUUUUUGAUAUAAUGAAGCAAGUGGAAUCAAGUUUACCACAAGAAUUGAUGACCCAAAAUACGAGUUCUGAGAUAGCACCAAAUGAUUCCUCCAACAAGUCUCUGUUUGAAGGAGACACCGGAGGUGAUCUUUCAAAUUCAUUGACAGAAACCCAGAAUCCAAAGUUACCUGAAGAAAUAGAUUUUUACUUCGAUCAAGAUUUGAUGGAUUUCUAUACUGACAUUUUGGAUCAAACAAAUCCUAGUGAUCUUUUUGAUUUUGAUAGUGAUUUUGCCAAUAAAACAGAAAAUAAAAUAGAUAUAAUUGGUGCUAGUGAAUUGUUCCCCUUGCCAAAUGAAUUGGAGGAAGGGGAAAUCCCCGAAUAAUUGGUAACUAUAAUUCACUUCUGCUGAAUAAUUGGAGAGAAAGAGAAAACAUUCACAGCACCAAUAAUACAUGUUGAGGUUGAGGUACAGUUGUGUGGACAUGAUUGAAAAAGCUCGUGCAUUCAGCAUGGCAGAGAUUCAAGAUUACUAGCCUUUUGUCAUAAUUGAUCACCAUAAGGAAUGACAGUAAUUUUCAGUUUGGAUGCAGCAAUGGCUUCGUAAUCCUUUCUUGAAGAUCAAGGUGCUCCCAUGCAUAACGAUUCAGACACACAACAGAAGCCACGGUUGUAUUUCUCAUCACUUGAGCGUAAAUUUUGGUAUUGGAUUUCACUUUUUUUUGUUUACAUACUUUUGUGGAGGAGUUGAUUUCAAAUGAAUAGAUAUUUUUUCCAGU
This is a messenger RNA of Vigna umbellata (rice bean), 1821 nucleotides long. Its product is annotated as HIT-type Zinc finger family protein. Lineage: Eukaryota; Viridiplantae; Streptophyta; Magnoliopsida; Fabales; Fabaceae. Gene Ontology annotation, biological process: maturation of LSU-rRNA from tricistronic rRNA transcript (SSU-rRNA, 5.8S rRNA, LSU-rRNA); snoRNA localization; box C/D snoRNP assembly. Gene Ontology annotation, cellular component: nucleus; pre-snoRNP complex. The record is from RefSeq and is a predicted model, not a curated record.